Molecule: messenger RNA, 873 nt
Organism: Vigna umbellata (rice bean)
Lineage: Eukaryota; Viridiplantae; Streptophyta; Magnoliopsida; Fabales; Fabaceae
Source: RefSeq, a predicted model, not a curated record
AUGUCAGAUUUGAGGCCAGUUGCGCUCUGCACUCUCUGCCACGAAGAAGAGUUUGUUGCCAUCGUUGAAGAAGAGGAGAAGCUGAAGACAAUGAAGGACCACAUCGACCUUGACUCAUCACAAGCGAAGCAGCAAAAAGCGUGUGACUUCAAGGACCUCGCGGGAAGCUUCUUCUCUGCGGCUUCGGUUUUCAGCAAGAAAUUGCAGAGGUGGCGGCAGAAGCAGAAAGCGAAGAAGCGGAGGAACAGUUCUCUUCCGGUGGAGAAGCCGAUCGGGUGGCAGUUUCGGGACAUGCAGUCGGAGAUCGCCGACUACGGCUUCGGGUGGCGGUCUUGCGACACCGAUCCAAGGUUCUCGCUAGACGCAGGGCAGUUCUCCCUAGACGCGAGGCAGUUCUCGCUUGACGCCGGGAGGAUGUCGUUUGACGACCCUCGAUACUCGCUGGAGGAGCCACGGGCGUCGUUGGACAGUUAUUUGCUCGGACGGAGCAAUUUUCCGAGGAUGUCGACGAUGCUGUCGGUGGUGGAAGACGCUUCGGUACAGCAUGUGAUGAGGACUGUUACACAGAUUCCUGUUGAGGAGGAGCCGGUGAAUGACGAUGAGGGCGUUCCUGGUGGGAAUGCACAAACUAAAGAGUACUACUCUGAUUCGAGUUCUAGGAGGAGGAAGAGUCUUGAUAGGUCUAAUUCGGUUAGGAAGAGUGUUAGUUUGGAGGUGGAUGAGUUGACUAACAAUGGAAGUGGUGGUGCGAAUGGGAAUGGGAAUUUGAAUGUCAAUGUGAAUGUGAAUGCUAAGGUGGCUCCUUCUGGAGUGGAUUAUGUGCAGGGGUGUGAGAAUGGGGUUUAAUGAAAGGGAAUUCGGGUCAAAUUCAAU